UACCUUCAAUAGAAAAUUUCUGUUAUUUAAACAAACUCAUAAUUACUUUACGCUUGAAAAAGAAAAAACUUGAGGUAAAUUAUUAUCUCUAUUUUGUCUGUUUUUCAGCAAAAACCGAAAUGUUCUAAAUAUUCUACAUAUAAAAAAUGCAAUCCAUCAUUGUUUUUGCCGCGGGGGACAAAUCCGCGAAUUUUUUGCACAGGCUAGUAAGAGCCGUAUUCUGUGUGCAAGAAAAAAGUCUUGCUAACACGAAAUGCAAUAGAAUGGACCGGCUACCCCGUGGAUUUUUUCACGGGUAGCCGACUAGACUCUAUAUUGAUAAUAGACGCGUUCUAUCUGUUGUCUGAAACCCUGUGCUGCCGGCACACGAAUAUUGUGGGAUUUAAAGGAUAUGCGGUGGGUCUAUAUUAAUAAUGCCUACAUUUUUUCUGUCCAGCCAAGAAAGAGUCGUGUUAACCACGCACGAUAUCUUGCUAUAACAAAUGCGAUAUAUUUUACCGCUAUGUUGUGAUCGCUUGCAAAGUAAACCAAUCACGAGACUUGAUUUUUAUGUAAAACCAUUGCAAGUGAAGGAACAUGAUAAGAAAGACAAUUUUGAUUUUAAAAGUGGUCGUGAUCAGCGUCAGUUUUUCUAAUGAACAUGCUGCAUGGAAUCACGAAAACAUCUUCACUAGCGCGCAAAUAUUGGUGCUUUAUAAUAUCCGCAUUCAUAACUUAUUUUCCGGGUUUUCUUGAAAGUUGCAAUAUCUCUGAAACGUAUUAUCCUCAAGAUACAACAUUACAUGGAAGUUACAAUUAUUCGCAGUUUCAACCCUAUGAAAAGAUUGUGAGAGAAUUACAUAGACUCGCGAAUCAAGAUGACAGUUUUCUAAACAGAACAUUGUUCAGCAUUGGUCAAACAUUUGAAGGAAGAGAUCUAUGGGCGUUUAAAUUUCACAAGGAAGAUGGGGAGAGAAAAAAAUCCAUCGUAGUGGAUUGUGGAGCACACGCAAGAGAAUGGCUGGCACCUUCUACAUGCAUGUACUUAAUACAACAGUUCGCCAAAAUCGACGCAGACGACAGCACUAACAACUUGACUGCUGUGCUGCAAACAUAUGACUGGGUGUUUAUACCCUUACUAAACCCUGAUGGCUAUGUUUACACAUGGAAUAACAGAUCGACCAGACUAUGGAGGAAAAAUCGUUCAUAUACCAAGAAACAGUUAAAAUUAAUGAAAAAAAAUAAGAACGAUUUAUGUAUUGGAGUAGAUAUUAAUCGGAAUUUUGACAAAGACUGGGGAGGUGCCGGUGCACCUGUCAAUAAUCCUUGUUUCGAAAUGUAUGCUGGUCAUGCACCAUUUUCAGAAAAGGAAUCAAGAGCGCUGGCUCGUUACUUGAAUGCAACAAAGAAUGACCUUAUCGCGUAUGUAAGUUUGCAUUGCUUUGGUCAGUCAUGGAUGACGCCAUAUGGUUACACGAAGAAAAAGCCUAAAAAUUACAAGGAGCUAGUUCGAGUUGCGAAGUUAGCAACAGAAGCUAUGAAGGCGUUAUCAGGAGUAUUAUACAGCGUCGGUACAUCUUACAAAGAAUUGUAUCCAAACUCUGGUAGCAGCACUGAUUGGGCGUACAGCAAGCUUAAGAUUCCGUAUUCAUACACUAUAGAAAUGAUUCCUAAUGAUGGAGAAAAGACUGCAUUUAUGCUCUCUCCAUCGUGCAUGAUAAAAAAUACGAGAGAUAUUUUAGAAGGAAUUAGAACAAUGGCAAACUCUCUUGUCCAAUGGGACGAAAAGAAUGGCGUUGAUUCAUGAGGAACAAAAAGUCUUAUUUAUCCGUUGGCAAUGUUUUGAUUAGCUUUUAAAUAAGCAGAAUGUCUUGUGGCUUUUGUUAUUUGUUGCAGUAAACGUAGUUAACGUCAUUAAAAUAAAUACCUGGAACAAUUUCUUGUGGAUUAAAUAUCCCUUUUGUUAAUUAUAAACCCUCGAUGGAAAGUCGAUGAA
Hydractinia symbiolongicarpus is the source of this 1975-nucleotide messenger RNA. Its product is annotated as carboxypeptidase O-like. Bases 635 to 1786 code for a protein of 383 amino acids. Gene Ontology annotation, molecular function: zinc ion binding; metallocarboxypeptidase activity. Lineage: Eukaryota; Metazoa; Cnidaria; Hydrozoa; Anthoathecata; Hydractiniidae. Gene Ontology annotation, biological process: proteolysis. The record is from RefSeq and is a predicted model, not a curated record. The transcript is spliced from 8 exons.